Molecule: messenger RNA, 1116 nt
Organism: Miscanthus lutarioriparius
Lineage: Eukaryota; Viridiplantae; Streptophyta; Magnoliopsida; Poales; Poaceae
Source: the annotation of a GenBank genome assembly
AUGGCACACGCCUGUGCCGUCCCAUCGGUGAACGGCAAAUCGCUGCCAGUGACAGUGGCAGAGACGUCGUCGAGUUGCCUGACACAAGGCAUCACCGCGGCGCACAACUUCGAGGUGAUCAACUUCUCGCUGCUCGAAGGCAUGGGCGUCGGCGAGUUUGUCAGCUCGAGGAAUUUCCACGUCGGCGGCUACGACUGGAACAUCAGGCUCUACCCAGACGGGAGGUCGGCGGAGCAUAAAGACAAAGUGUCGGCCUUCUUGAUUCCCGAAGGAGGACAGGAGGGCGUGAGGGUCAGGUCCACCUUCACCGUCUUCGGCAAGGAUGGCAAAGUGUGGGUGAAGGAAAACGCGGAGCAUACCUUCAAGUCACCUUUAAUAGGCUGGGGCUGGCCCCCCUUGAUACAUAAAUCCAAGCGUCUCUUCCGGACGCUGCUGCGCGACAGCAACGACGGCUUCACGGUCAGGUGCGUCCUGACCGUCAUCCAAGACCCCCGUGUCGAGGACGUGAGCGCCAUCGUCGUCCCGGAGCCCAGCGUGCUGCAGGACCUGGCGAGCAUGCUCAGGGACGGGGACGGCGCGGACGUGACGUUCGUCGUAGACGGGCGGUCGUUCCCGGCACACCGGUGCGUGCUCGCCGCGAGGUCCGCGGUGUUCAGGGCGGAGCUCUUCGGCCCCAUGAAGGAGAAGGCCGCAACGCGCGUCAAGGUCGACGACAUGGAGCCUUCCAUCUUCGAAGCGCUGCUUCACUUCGUGUACACGGACACUCUGCCGGACGGUGACGGCGGUGACGGUGGCGUUGCCACGGACGACGACAAGGACAGGAAUGUGCCGAUGCAGCACCUGCUGGUGGCCGCGGAUCGGUAUGGGCUGGACAGGCUGAGGCUGCUGUGCGAGGUGAGGAUGUGCCGUAGCAUCGACGCGGACACGGUGGCGACUACUCUGGCUUUGGCCGAGCAGCACCGCUGCGUGCAGCUCAAGAACGCUUGUCUCGGAUUCAUAGCUUCGCGGGGAGUGCUUGGUGCUGUCGUGCAGACUAGUGGGUUCUGUCAUCUCGUCGAGAGCUGCCCUUUGGUUCUGUUGGAGAUUUUGGACAAGCUAGCUUCUCUAGGAAUCUAG